CAAAAUUUUACUCUCAACGGUCUAAAUCUCAAAGCUCGUAAUUUCGUUUCUCCUUCCCAAAACUCUCACCUUUUUCUCCCCAUGAACCCUUCGUCCCCAGAUCUCCGCUUAUGGAAAAUCUCCAUUCGAGCCAAAUCCAGGCUCUUCGAUCUCAGACUCAACGCCUCAAAUGUGUUCCCUAAUCUUGGAAAUGGCGGUGAAAGGAUCUCCUUCCUUCUCCGCCUCCGCCGCCUCCUCUUGGUCAAAGUGAAAUCAGAGAAUCGAGAUUUAUCAAGAAGAGAAGUGAAUCAGAGAUCGAGUUUCUUCAGGUUCGUAGGCAAGAUUUUGAGGAGAAAACAGCGCCGAAUGGAUCCUCAUAACAGAUCACGAGCACGAGAUCGUGCCACUGAAACUCGGCAUAGACAUGGUGGCUAUUUUCUUGGUCAGGGCCCUAUGGCAGCCAUUGCUGGAAGUUUUUCUCUUCUCACUCACUCGGCGUCUGAGAAGAAUCAUGAAAGGAUUAGCAUUCAUGCUUUCUCCCUUUUCUUUUACUUAGUUCUUUUGUUUAAAUUGAGGAAAACAAAAUUUUCUUUAAUGUUAGUUGCAACAACAAUUUCUUUCAUUGGAUUUUCUCUAAGUUAUUUGAGUUACACCUGUACAGAUAUUGUGACAAAAGCUGCGUGGAGGGCUUGGAACAUUAUCAUUUCUAUCGGGUGUUUAUCUUUGUUUUCCCAAGUGCUACUCUCAAGGACUUCACUUCUUGUUCGGAGGAAUCUGAUUCUGUGGCUUAUUAUUUCAGCUUUCAUGCUGUUCUUUCUAUACAAGCUGAGAAGAGAAAUGUUAUUCAGAUGCAUGAACUGUGCAUUGGAAGCUGCUCCUAUUUUAAUCUCUAUUCUGCUAUUUCCUUGCCAAGCAUUAUUCCAAACUUUUGGUGAUCAUAAGGACCCUGGAGUAUUGGGACUCUACUUUUCUUCAACAUACUUUUGGGGGAGGAAGUUGAUCAAACUUAUUGUUACAACACUAUUGCAAAGGCACUAAAUGCAUUCAGCUCAGCUACAUUUAUAUUUUUGAAUGUGAAAUCAUGCAGCAGAAUUAGUUGUGAUCAAUUUUACUUGGACGAUGUUAACUUAGAGAUCAUAAUGAUGAUUUUUCUUUUCAUUUGUGAAGUAUAAAAUGCGAGGACCCUUUAUUAUAAGUUUCUUUUAUUC
Molecule: messenger RNA, 1187 nt
Organism: Asparagus officinalis (garden asparagus)
Lineage: Eukaryota; Viridiplantae; Streptophyta; Magnoliopsida; Asparagales; Asparagaceae
Exons: 5
Coding region: 82-1017 (311 amino acids)
Source: RefSeq, a predicted model, not a curated record